This is a messenger RNA of Priapulus caudatus, 972 nucleotides long. Its product is annotated as histamine H2 receptor-like. The coding region runs from base 1 to 972 and encodes 323 amino acids. Gene Ontology annotation, biological process: G protein-coupled receptor signaling pathway. Gene Ontology annotation, molecular function: G protein-coupled receptor activity. NCBI's taxonomy places the organism in Eukaryota, Metazoa, Priapulida, Priapulimorpha, Priapulimorphida, Priapulidae. The record is from RefSeq and is a predicted model, not a curated record. Gene Ontology annotation, cellular component: membrane. The transcript has a single exon.
AUGAAUCAAACCUGGUUAUCGGAUAAGAGAAACACGACAGAUGGUCCAUUCCAAGAGGACUGCGGCCGACCCACAAACGGGAACAUUCUUACAAAUAUGUCGACAAGUGUAAAGGCACUAGCGUUGGCGAUAUUGCUGCUGUCAUUGCUAUUCACGGCAGUCGGCAAUGGUCUCGUGCUCGUCAUCAUAGCAAAGAUUCGUCGACUGCGAACAGCAGCGAACCUGACGAUCGUCAACCUGGCGUCUUACGACUUUGUCGUUGGCACGACGUUCGGGUUUGUCAUCAUUCCGCGUUGCACGAUGCUACAGUGCGCUUUCUUCAUGGGCUUUGUAUACACGAUUCUCCAGGGUUCGAUGUUAGGAAUCGGACUGUGCACGCUGAACAGGUACGUAGCGAUUGCUCAUCCGUUACGCUACAAGGUGUUGAUGUCUCCCGAGCGCACCUGUUGGCUCAUCACCUCCUGCUUGCUGUACUCGGUAGCGGUCGGUUCUGCGGCAGCGAUCCAGAUAUCGCAUUACUGGCAACCGUCGCUGGGUUGCCUCGCCGAUUUCAUCCUACCGUUUCAUUUCAUGGCCUUCAUUAUUGGCCACUACGUCGCCUUGUUCAUCUUCAUGAUCUACUGCUACGUCGCCAUCGCUCGGAUCGCCUCCGACCAUGCGCGAAGGAUUGGCGGUGAAUCUGACGAAGAGAGACGGGAGAUGUCGGCCUUCCGCGAGACGAUGACGAUGACAAAGAUCAUACUCACUGUUGUCGGAACUUCGUGGGUGCUUCUUGGACCACACGUGCUCUCCUUGUUGCUAAUGCACAUACUCCCGUGGUGGCAGCUUCGCGUGCUCCGGGCUAUUCGGUCAAAUACGCUGAUAUUGAAUUCACUAUUGAAUCCAAUCAUUUAUUUCUACAAGUACAAAGACUAUCGUUUAGGUGUGAGAGAACUGUUUGGUUGCCCGAUGCCUGAUAUUCAGCAACAUUAG